This is a messenger RNA of Fopius arisanus, 1633 nucleotides long. RefSeq names its product THUMP domain-containing protein 1 homolog. The transcript has 4 exons. Bases 522 to 1391 code for a protein of 289 amino acids. Lineage: Eukaryota; Metazoa; Arthropoda; Insecta; Hymenoptera; Braconidae. The record is from RefSeq and is a predicted model, not a curated record. Gene Ontology annotation, molecular function: RNA binding. Gene Ontology annotation, biological process: tRNA modification.
CAAAAAAAAAAUAAAUAUCCAUUAUCAAUUUUUUUUAAUCGCAUUAUUCGCGUCGGCUGAUUAUUAUCAUUUCAAGAGUACGUAGGAAACAAUGACUCGGAGGAUCAACAGCAAAUGAAAGACUGAAAAAGUGUCCCAUAUGAAAAUUAUUUUGUGCGCACGUGUUGAAAGUGUAUUAAACAAAAAAGAAAUAUCAGCGGAUGAAAAAUCAGAUAAACGCCAAAUGUCCGUAAAAUGCGUUUGAAUCGUUUGAAUUCAUGUGAAUAAUGAGAUUCAUUCAAAUAUAUAAAUACGUUUGUGACGGUGUAACGCGUUUCAGUCAUGAACGCGGAAAAGGAAAAAAAAAUAAAGUUAUUUGUAUUUCUCAAUUAUUCUCUCGCUAAAUCUCCUACCUUCUAAGUUUUCCCAAAAUAAAUACUUUAUAAAUAAACACAGAUGAAUAUUUAUAUAAAUAAUUUCUAACCCCAAAAAUUCAUGUGACUGUGAAUUAAUUGACUCGAAAUUUUAAUUGAAUUAUAACGAUGGAAGACAAGAAGAGGAAAUGGAAUAAGUCCUGGGGGUGUCAGAAGAAGUCUAAGCAAUUGUACAUCGACGUGGGUAUGACUGGAUUUCUGUGCACUUGCAAUUUUAAGGAGAAAGAGUGCAUCAGAGAUGCCUACAGACUCCUCGAGUCAUUUUGCAGUGAAAAAAAUUCAGUGCCAGAAAAACCCGAGACUGUCGAUGAAAAUGUGGAGGACGAGGACAUUUCUGAUGCCCUGAACAAGGAAAUCCAGGCACUCAGUGCACAAGGCAAAAAACCCAACGAAAAGAACUUCCAAUACAUUGACACUGGAGUUAAGAACGUCAUCUUCAUGCGUUCAACACUGGCAGAUCCUCUGGAGCUCGCCACGAGGAUAAUCCAUCACCUGGACGAGACUAAAGAGCCUCGGAGUAGAUUUAUACUGAGACUUAUUCCAGUCUUGGGCAUUUGCAAAGCCAAUAUCGAAGAUAUCAAGGCAAAAGCCAAUGAUUUAAUCGACAAAUACUUCGUGCAAGAGCCCAAGACUUUUGCUAUUGUCUUCAACCGACACUACAAUAAUUCAGUGCAGAGGAACGACGUAAUCGAGGCCCUGGCAGCUCUGAUAGCAGAGAAAAAUCCAGGGAACAAAGCAGAUCUGAAAAAUCCUGAGAUUGCUCUUGUUGUGGAGAUUAUUAGAGGACACUGUCUCCUGUCAAUUGCCCCAGAGUACUUCAAGUACAGGAAAUACAAUUUGACAGAAAUUUGUGUGGUAAAAGAAGAAGGGGAGAAAGUUAAGAAUGAGACUGAGGCGAAAGAAGAAAUUACUGAGGAAAAAGAAGAAGAACCUCCAGAGGUUCUCAAAGCUGAUGACGAAGCCCUGGAGAUUAAAUAAUUUUUAUUUAUCGUUCUAUUUUUCUAUUUUUUCUAUUUUUGAGAACAUAAACUGUCCAAGUCCUCUGAAUAAUUUUUAUUUUUCGUUUAAAUUCGUCGUACUCGUGAAAAAAUAAGAAUUUAUGUUUUAUUUUCGCUCUAAUUUGUUUCUUUUUCUGAGGACCAGUAUUUUUGCUAAUUUACGAGUUGAUUCUUGUACUAAGAGCUGACGAAAGACUAAUAAAGAUAAUAUUUGAUUCAUAA